AUGGAAACUUCCAAUGAUCUACCUCCCUCGCGAGAGCGAGUUGUGCCAGGUUCCUGUAACAUCGUACCUGGUCAAUUCCCUAAGACCAUGUCCGAAUCUGAGUCGGAUCUUCCCUUAGACCCAAACGCUAUUGCAGACAACAUAGUCAACCAGCUAAACUCGGGUCUCUCAGCCAGAGAUCAGGCAGCUGUUGCAGCACUCUUUCUCGAUAAUUGCUUCUGGCGUGACCACCUGUGCUAUUCGUGGGACUUCCGCACCCUCGAGGGGAGCCAAUCCAUCGCUGCCUUUGUCACUGAGGCACCAUCCAGCAAAAUCGAAAUUGACCGAUCGUCUGACACCAAAUCCCCGCACAAGGCACCCAUUGAUUCCUUUGGUGAUGUUUUCGGAAUUGAAUUUUCCAUCAAGAUCACCACAGAGAAUGGAGUGGGGAAUGGUAUCAUGCGAUUGGCGGAACAGGAUGGCAAGUGGUACAUUUUCACUGUGUUCAGUUCGUUGGUUGCGGUGAAGGGUCAUGAAGAAGAUACGGAGAGGCCUUUCGGGGUACGACAUGGCGAGCAGAAAGGUCGAAAGAACUGGAAAGAUCGGCGUACCGAUGAGAUCAAUUUCGAGGGAAAAGAACCGGCGGUAUUGAUAAUUGGUGCUGGCCAGGGUGGCUUGACUGCCGCCGCGCGCCUCAAGAUGCUCAAGGUUGACACCCUUGUCAUCGACCGCGAAGAGAGAGUUGGAGACAAUUGGCGUCAACGAUACCACCAGCUUGUUCUCCACGACCCAGUGUGGUACGAUCACAUGCCAUACCUACCCUUCCCGUCUGACUGGCCGAUCUAUACACCAAAAGAUAAGCUGGCGGAUUUCUUCGAAACCUACGUGAAGUUCCGAGAGCUCAAUGUUUGGACCCAAACCGAGAUCAAGUCGUCAUCCUGGGAUGAGAGCAAGAAGCAAUGGACGGUUGUUCUCGAGCGCAAGACAGACAAGGGAACUGAGACACGCACCUUGCACCCACGCCACAUCAUCCAAGCUACUGGCCACUCCGGCAAGAAGAAUAUGCCCGUUUUCAAAGGUAUGGAGGAUUUCAAGGGAGAUCGCCUGUGCCACAGCUCAGAGCAUCCUGGCGCAAAUUUCGAGUCAAAAGGAAAGAAGGCAAUUGUCGUGGGAUCUUGCAACUCGGCAAACGACAUCGCGCAGGACUUUGUCGAGAAAGGCUACGACGUGACCAUGGUGCAGCGAAGCUCCACCUAUGUAGUAUCGUCCGCGUCUACCUUGAAAAUUGGCUUUAAAGGGCUCUAUGAUGGGACCGGCCCGCCAACUGAAGACGCCGAUCUUUAUCUGUGGAGUAUUCCAUCACGUUUAUUCAAAGCGCAACAGAUCAAAGUCACUAAGCUUAUAGCUCAGAAUGACACAAAGACCAUUGAAGGGCUGGAAAAGGCAGGCUUUAAGGUCGACCAGGGCCCCUCGGACAGCGGUCUCUUGAUGAAGUACUUCCAGCGCGGAGGUGGGUACUACAUUGACGUCGGUGGAAGCCAGCUCAUCAUCGACGGGAAGGUCAAGGUGAAGCAUGGCCAGGAAAUCAGCCAAGUUCUUCCCCAUGGCCUCCGAUUUGAGGAUGGUUCAGAGCUUGAAGCCGAUGAGAUUGUGUUCGCCACUGGAUAUCAGAACAUGAGAACCGAGACUCGUGUGAUCUUUGGUGACAAGGUCGCUGACCGCGUCAACGAUAUCUGGGGACUUGACAAGGAAGGCGAGAUGCGGACUAUCUGGCGGCGGAGUGGUCACCCUGGAUUCUGGUUCAUGGGCGGGAACCUUGCUCUUAGUAGAUACUACUCGCGUCUGCUCGCACUGCAGAUCAAAGCGAUCGAAGAGGGGUUGACUACUUGGUAG
This is a messenger RNA of Penicillium coprophilum, 1872 nucleotides long. RefSeq names its product flavin-containing monooxygenase. The record is from RefSeq and is a predicted model, not a curated record. The coding region runs from base 1 to 1872 and encodes 623 amino acids. Gene Ontology annotation, molecular function: monooxygenase activity; flavin adenine dinucleotide binding. Lineage: Eukaryota; Fungi; Ascomycota; Eurotiomycetes; Eurotiales; Aspergillaceae. The transcript is spliced from 2 exons.